This is a messenger RNA of Didymodactylos carnosus, 1687 nucleotides long. The record is from the annotation of a GenBank genome assembly. Lineage: Eukaryota; Metazoa; Rotifera; Eurotatoria; Philodinida; Philodinidae.
UAAAUUGACUCACAUUGAUUACAUAGCUUAACUAAUUCUAUUAUAUUUCCUUAUUCGUCCCUGUCUGAAAUUGACGUUAUUACGUUUCUUACAUAAGAAGUUCAUCAUUACGUUUAUUCGCAAGCAGUUAUACUGUUCAUUUGUCCUAUUCGCGAUACUUUCGUCUAUACUCACUGAUAAAUCAGAGAUAAUAUAGUCUGUCUUUUCCGAAUGAGAACAAACGGAACUAAGUUAUACGAAUAAUCGAUUCUUCGUAAUGAGACAUAAUAAUGAAGUGAAGAGAACGAAAAUGAGACAGUUCUUCUUUCUGCCGCUUCGUAUGCUUCACAUUAAACGUAUUCGUUCCAUUCGACUUCAUUAUGGCCCAUCUCUACUUGUAUGUAAAGUUGAACUUUACUUGUUCAGAAUUUUCUAAAAUUCUGAAUUCUAGGGGUGAAUGUGGGGGUGAGGGUGAGGAUGAGUGCGAAUAAGCAACUUUACAUGUAUGUAAAGUUCAGAAUUCUAGAAUUCUUAACUCUACAGAUAAUAGCAAUGUAUGAACUUUGCAUCUUGUAAUUGUAAUCGCGCAGCCCUCAUAUAAAACAUUUAUUUAAUCAAUUUGAAACUUUCUUGCAACAAAGGACUAGUCCGCAUCAGACUUGUAAUUGGAUCACUAAAAAUAUUUUAGACUUUUCCCUAGGUUGUGCCACUGGCACUCUUGAUCACUUUUUCUAUGAAACUAAAGAGGAUCUCUAAUCAUUCAUAUAUUAUUUGAUGCGUCUUGAAAACUACACAAUGUGUUAAUAGGGAGCUUAACGGAGCCCGGUAACGGCCUUUAUGAAUUAAUGCUUUCCCACUUAAACCGAAUAGAACUUGUACAUCGUAUUCUAUUUUAGUAACUUCUGUGGAAGAUAUGUAAGACACGUGUUUUAUAUUUUCUUAAGAGACGGUCUACAGACUCAUAGAGUUUACGUACGAAAGUCCAUAAUAUAGCUAAAAAUAGAUUUUGUUUUAACGUCGCUCACUCGAUUCUCCAUUCAAAGUCACCUACAAAUCUAAAUUUUCGGAUCUCAUAAAUGUUUUGUUAUCCAGUUAAGAAAUUUUUAAAAAAUGAGUUAAAUUUUUUUCUCAGAAAAAUGACUGUUCGCUUAUUUCGAUUAUUUUUCAUUCGUUCUGUAUUUCGAAACUUUUGAAUAUAUAUCAAUCGAAAGAGAGCAGAAAACUGAAGAAAAUGUGAUACUUUUAAAGAUAUUAGAAAUCAGACAUAGAUUCAGAAAAUUAAAAAGAUAAAAUUCUGAAAUGAAAUUUUUUUCUAAAACAAGGUUCUCGACACUCAGAUAUUAAACUUCCAAAAAUAGAAUUACUACAUCUUGUAGAAUGUAAUUCUAUACAAAAUGAACUAUUUUUUAUCCCUAGAGAACAUCAGGCUAGUAUUCGAAAAUGCUGGACAAUGAGUACCAUUACAAUUAGUGAAAAAGUUGAAUUUCUUGAAAUCAACGUUUACAACAUAAUAACAUGUUUUAUAAUAAUUUAGUUUUUAUUACUUCAAAACACAUAUUUAAAGCAUUCGUAUGAUCAUUCAUCUGUGAGUGUUUAUGGUGCAUGGUAGUCUUAUUUCUUUUUUUUAGGCGAAAAAGGUUUUUGUGGUGCUAUUGUUGGACUUGCACAAAAACGUGUGGAUGAUGAAGUAAAGGGAUGGACACAAUAG